AUGAGAAUUUUCUUUCUUUCCAGCUAUGAUAUGGUACACUUUGGCCAUGCGAAUCAACUACGUCAAGCGAAACAAUUCGGUAAAAAACUUAUUGUUGGAGUGCACAACGAUAACGAGAUUACGAUGCACAAAGGCCCACCAGUAUUCAACGAAGAAGAACGAUACAGGAUGGUUGAGGGUAUCAAAUGGGUUGAUGAGGUGGUCGAAGAUGCGCCUUACGUCACCACUGUGGAAACGUUGAAUCGUUACGACUGUGAUUUUUGCGUUCACGGAGAUGACAUAACUCUCACAGCCGAUGGGAAAGACACAUACGAGGAGGUGAAGAAAGCAAAACGUUACCGAGAAUGUAAACGAACAGCCGGUGUAUCGACUACGGAUCUUGUGGGACGGAUGCUUCUUCUGACGAAAUGUCACCACGUCUCUGAAGAGCAUAUGGACCAGCAUCGAGAACGGGCUCGCACCUUGAGCACGGUAUUUACUCUAUCUUAA
Cooperia oncophora is the source of this 489-nucleotide messenger RNA. Lineage: Eukaryota; Metazoa; Nematoda; Chromadorea; Rhabditida; Trichostrongylidae. The record is from the annotation of a GenBank genome assembly.